AUGGUUUAUGUUUCAAAAGCUUGUUCUAAACGAAUAAUAUAUAAUUCAUUAGGUUAUAAAUUUUUUGUUUGUUUAGCCAAUGUAAUAUGCGAGGAUUUGCCGGACGACAUAUACUCGUUCUCAAUAUCGGCCUCGGGAAAACGAUGUGUACUAGAGACGGAGAUGAGGCAGACCGGUGGGGUAGAUUAUCGGUGCCGGAGUUCUGAGGUCGACGUUGAUGGUACGAUGGCUAAUUACAUCGAGACCGAUGAAUGUGUCAAUGCAUGCGGUGUGGAUAGGAGAUCCCUUGGGAUUUCAUCGGAUGCUCUUCUCGACCCUGGCUUUGCCGUCAAGCUUUGCACUCCUGAAUGUCUGGAAGACUGCCCUAACAUUGCUGAUCUCUACUCUAUUCUUGUCGCUGCCGAAGGUUCACAUUUGCCUGAUUUGUGUGCGGCGAGACGGAACAACCCUCACCGGUCAAUGUUUGAGAUCCUUAGCUCAGGAGAAGCUCUUGGUACGUUUUCAGAAGAGCUAUCGGAGGCCCCUACGGAUGCGCCAGCUUUUAGCCCCAUUGGUAUAUGACAUAUACCUUUUAUUUCAGUGUGUUAUUUAAAAGUUCGUUUUCUUCUUUCUUUUUUUUUUUGUUUUUGUUGAUUUGGAAAUAUAUAA
Molecule: messenger RNA, 648 nt
Organism: Camelina sativa (false flax)
Lineage: Eukaryota; Viridiplantae; Streptophyta; Magnoliopsida; Brassicales; Brassicaceae
Source: RefSeq, a predicted model, not a curated record